Molecule: messenger RNA, 3339 nt
Organism: Chara braunii
Lineage: Eukaryota; Viridiplantae; Streptophyta; Charophyceae; Charales; Characeae
Source: the annotation of a GenBank genome assembly
ACCCAGUUGGGAAUGCCUCAGGGCACUUCCGGUUCAAUGAGUUCUGGUCAGUAUAUCAGUCAAAUGGCGGGCUCGCAGUUAAGCCCGUUGACCCCAUGCGGUAGGGAGCUCCUAGAGCUCCAACAGGUCGAAAGGAUCCGCGAGCGGUUAGAGAGGGAACUAAAGCAGGCAACCGAUAGAGAAAGAGAGAUCAAAAAUAGAACAGCCAGGCUUGAUACGUUAGAGGCAGACAAGGCUGCGUUAGAGGGUUUGGAUGAGUCAGCAAUGCCUGACCAACUUAAGGUAUUGAAGAACAAUAUGUUGUCGUUGCAUGCGCACAUAGACAGCAGAUUGGACUUUAUGCAGAACUCUCUAGACCAGAUCUUGGAUCUUUUGCAAAGGCCAGGAUAUAGGCCAGCAACACAGUCGUCGUUGCUGUUAAUGGUGAUGUCAGGCCCCUUUCCUGUACAAGCUGGCACACAACCAAGUGGUACAUCUGCAGCAGCCGCACAGACUGUUGCUUCUUCUUCUUCGGGUCCAGCGGUGAUAGCUACACAACCACCGCAACAACCUGUUCCUCAACAGGGACAGUCGCAAGGUCAAUGGUACCCUAAGACCCCUAUGAAACCGCCUUUUGCCUUCUCAGGAGAGAAGAAGGACGAGGAACUCAACACAUGGUUGAGAACGGUUCCGGUAUGGGUAAAGGCGAAGAGGACUUUGCAGGAGGAGGAGGUGAUUACUGCUGUGUCUUACCUUGAGGGUAAGGCAACCAAAUGGCUGGAUGGUUUAGUUGCAAAGGCCGGGUACGGGCGACGCAUGGCGGACUGGGCUAAGACCAUUACAUUAGACCAGUUCUUAGAGAUGGUAGAAGCUCGUUGGCACAAUCCUCAGCAGGCACAAAUGGUCACUGAUGCAAUGCACAGACUAGACCAAAGAAAGUUCAAGUCAGUCAGAGAGCUUACGACUACCGUGGAAAGCCUCAUCGUCGUUCCCGGCAUCAAUUACGAUAACCAGUUCUUGUUGACCACAUUUGUGAGAUGUCUCCCAGAGAACCUCAGGAAUUUGCUGGCCAGCGAGGCUCGCCUCGAGUAUCACUCGUUUGAGACGUUAUCUAGAAAAGCCUUAGAUUUAGAAGCCAUUCUAGGAAAUGCUCAACCUUCUCAGAAUGACGGGAGGAAGAAGAAGAGUCCACAGGAAUGGAAGAAGAAGGGGGCUAAAUUGAUGAUGGUUGAGUCCGAUGGGACUCGAACAGAGAUCGACGAGCUCACCGACCUGUUGGAUGUUUCGGAGUACGACGGCGAGGAGAUCGCUGAGGGUAGUACCCUCUCCGCAGUAGUUAAGGCUAAGGUUGGUGGCCGAGUGAAGGGCCAUCAAAAGAGUCAAGGGAAGGCCGCCUCCAAUCAGACCAAAGUUGUUGAUUGGGUCAAGGCAGGUCUUGAUAAAGAAGUGUGGCGAGACCGUCGAGUGCGUGGUGCUUGUAUUAACUGUGCCUUGAAAGAUCUGGAAAGUGAGUGGUCAAACAAGGACCCUCGUGAAUCUUGGGUGGCACUAAGGAAAGGUCCUAGAGGGGAACAUUUCGUGGUGGAAGUUGAUGUAGGAGGCCGCAAAUGUGGUGCCUUCAUAGACAUUGGCUCCACGCGGAAUUACGUAAGUCGCGAGUGUUUGGAAAGGCUGCACCUACAGGACCGGGUACAGUACCUUAGUAGACUUGUAGCAUCUACUUUGGCCAAUAAGGAGCGCAUGAUAGUCACAGACUAUAUCAAGGAUGUAGUAUGUACCUUCUCCUAUGGAGGAGGGGAACUUAAUCAUAAGAUUUCGUUCCUGGUUAGCAACGACUUGCCAUUCGACAUGUUGUUAGGCAUGUACUACCUUGAGGUUGCCAAGCCCCAGUUUGACUGGGACAAGAAGGUACUAAAACAUAAGUUGUCUGAUGGCAGAACAAUCAGAUUGACUAAGUUCAAAGCCAGUAGCAUAAUAGAUACCUAUGGCUGCUUGUGUGCAUCAUCGUUCUAUAAUUAUUACAAACAGAACCAAGAGGAGGGUAUGUACCUAGUGUAUGUCUCUGAGAAAGGGGAGGCCGUUAAAACACCCCCAGAGAUAGAACACGUCGUUGCUAAGUUCCCUGAUCUGUUCGUGGAGCCUACAAGAGUCGUGGAAAGGGAGGUUGUCCACGCCAUAGAAAUCAUUCCAGGGAGUAAAACCCCAAAGGGAAGGAUCUAUAGGAUGGCUCUGGUCGAGUUGGAUGAACUUCGACAACAACUGAAAGAGCUGACAAAAAAGGGAUGGAUCCGGCCAAGUUCUUCCCCCUACGGAUCUCCAGUGCUAUUUGUACCGAAGAAGGGGGGUACAUUGAGGAUGUGCAUUGACUAUAGAGGCCUCAAUGCCAUCACAGUGAAGAACGCAGAGCCUUUACCUCGCAUAGACGACCUAUUGGAUAGGGUGCAGGGAUGCAAGCACUAUAGCAAGAUAGAUUUAAAAUCCGGCUACCAUCAGAUCGCAAUAAGACCUGAGGAUCAGCACAAGACUGCAUUUCAGACCACAUAUGGUCUUUAUCAGUUUGUUGUGAUGCCCUUUGGCCUUUGUAAUUCGCCGGGUACAUUCCAACACACCAUGAAUAGGAUCUUCCAUGACCACUUAGAUAAGUUUGUCGUUGUUUAUCUCGACGAUAUUUUGAUCUUUAGUAAGUCUGUCGAGGAGCAUGCGCAACAUGUUGAGACUGUACUAUCUCUCCUACGACAGCACAAGUAUAAGGUUAACCUAGAGAAGUGUGAGUUUGGACGCACUAAGAUCUUAUACUUGGGUCAUGAAGUAUCCGCGAAAGGUAUUAGGCCGGAAGAUGCGAAGGUGGCUAGUAUUCGAGACUGGCCACGACCUCAAACCGUCACUGAGGUCAGAUCGUUCUUAGGAAUGUGCGGCUACUAUAGAAAUUUCGUAAAGAACUAUUCCACAGUCGCCUCUCCUUUGACAGAUCUAACUCGACUUGACACGCCGUGGGACUGGAGUGAUGAGUGCGAGGGUGCUUUCAAACGACAGAAGCAUGCACUCAUGAAUCAUGAGGUUCUCAUGGUGCCCGAUCCUCAGAAGCCAUUCAUAGUGACCACUGACGCAAGCCAAUAUGACAUUGGCGCAGUGCUGGCUCAACAGGAUGGGAAGAAGUUGAGACCGAUUGAGUACAUGAGCAAGAAAAUGCCAUCGAUGAAUUUGGCAAAGUCCACCUAUGAAAGGGAACUCUAUGCUCUCUAUAAGGCACUUGUCCAUUGGAGACAUUUUCUGUUGGGACGGUUCUUCUACUUGAGAACUGACCAUCAGAUGCUCAAAUGGAUCAAGACUUAACUAGAUCUUUCUGAUGCACUCAAGCGA